Molecule: messenger RNA, 2646 nt
Organism: Venturia canescens
Lineage: Eukaryota; Metazoa; Arthropoda; Insecta; Hymenoptera; Ichneumonidae
Product: CUE domain-containing protein 2
Exons: 5
Coding region: 459-1325 (288 amino acids)
Source: RefSeq, a predicted model, not a curated record
CAUUGUUGCAACGUUUUUUUUUUCUCCACACCGGUCGUUCUCUCUCCGAUUGCUAUCAAUGAAAAUCUUUUGUUUUGUUCGCUUCCUGCAAGAGUUUCGAUCUCUUUUUAUUCUUUAUGUUCAUGAAUAAAAAAUGAAGCUGCACACAUAGCCCAAACGUUGACGAUCGAACGUAUUCCAACGUUCAAAUUGACGCGGCCGUGAUAAUUGCCUUUGAAAAAAAAAAAAAAUCACCAAUACCGACCAACUUUUUCGAGCAUCUAUAUUAUAAUGAGAACAAUAGAAAAUCGCACUUAACCUUCGUGCCCACCCAAAGUUGCAUCAUUCGACUACUUGUUCGUUUUUUAUCACCAAUAAUUUAUUGUUAUUCUAAAGAACAUUUCACGUUAUACUGAUUUAUAGUGUAACAGAAUUUAUAAACCUUUUUCAUCCAAGCAUGCUAAGCACCAAAAAUCAAUAUGGAUCGCACGAUGGAUGAGAAAGAGGAACUGGUGAAGGAGUCAUUGUUUUCUUUCGUAAGAAAUCAGGUACCCGACGCUCAACUCAGUUUAAUAGAUGACAUUGUCCUGAGUUACGUGGUGAGCAUGGUAGAGGAAAACGCUAUGGAGGACGAUCUGGAUGUGGACGGUGUUUGCGAGAUGGUAUCGGCUUGUCUUCCGGAAUUCGAUACCAUAGAAAAAGAUGCGGUCUCAAAAUGGUUGCUAGAUGUAGAGAGCAAACUGCGUCAAGGAACAAAAGGCUCCGGCGACUGUCAACCUCAUGAUCCGCUGAGCCAGUUGAGCCUUGCCGCUUUGCUCCCACCGGAUGCUCAGCGUAUGAGAGUUCAUCAUUUGUCAGAGACCAGCGACGCCGGCAGCGAUUCCAGCGGAGAAUAUUUUCCAGAACAACAAGAAACUUCUUGGCCCCAAGUUGCCCUCCUACAGGAGAUGUUUCCCGGAGCGAGUCCUGCCGAAGUGAGACACUGUCUCGCUGUUGCCGAAGGUGACAUAGCCAAAGCUGCUCAACUCGUUCUGCACAGACAAGAAGCCGGACAAAGCAUCACGAGUAAUAUGACGUUCCUCACGCCAAAUAGACGCAACAAAGCUCGAGUCAAUGACGAGGAGCUGAAAUCACGUAUAAUAGCCCGAUACAGUUAUGUCGAUCGAGACGAUGAUUCUCGUGAGCAUCGACCAGUUGCGCCCAAGACCGAACCAAAGAAGCUCGUGCGUUAUCUCGACAACAAAAUAGUGAGCGUGAAAGGUGAGCGUUUUACGGAAAUUCGUCGCAACGGAGAAGAUGAGGACGGUAACGAGGGUGGCAGAAAGAGAAAUCACUGUCGCCCGUAACCAGUCACCCCGCCUCCACCGCCCGAUCCACCCCCUUGGAGGCGCCUCAUUUGCGGAAGAACUUUAUCCUAAGCAUGCAGAAUCAGCGUUCAACAUCACCAACAAAAACAAGCAAGUUAUUAUAAUACCGGCGUACUUUUCGUAUCUCGUUUUUGGGACUCUAGAAUCUACGUCGAUCUUGAGUGGCGACAGUCGCGCCAAGAAGGAACAUAGAAUGUAUUGUUAUUCAUUCGGUGUCGCCCGAGGACGUGCGAGGACGAAAUGAAAUUUCCGCCUCAAUCGUUUAUUUUUAAAUAUUCUUGAUACCUUUUUUCAAUGAAUCCCUCAAGUUUUUUUUACAUCGUGUUAUUGACGAAGCGUCCAGUGUGCACAAACUCGUGCAUCAAGCUCAUAACUUACGAAAUUAUUGCAAAUAAUUUACAUUUGUUUUGAGUUUUUUUUUCAGUUCUUUAAAUUUUUGUCUCUUUCAACGAGCGGGCAACGGAAUCCGACGUGAUGUAUUUUUUUUUUCGAUUAAUUUCAAUUUUUUUUUUUUCAUUACAUACAAAGUGGAAAAAUCAAUCAUGCUCGUUUUUUAAUUCGCGGUUGGAAUCUUCUAAGCGUUUGGCAAAAUCAAUUACAUUUUUCAGAUCAAUGACUCAUAUUCGACAUUACCGAGUUUCUAUUAAUAAAUUGAAAUAAUAAUAUCAUUUCGAUCAAUUGAAAAAUAGCAGGUGCACAACAUUUAUUUAAUAAUAUCGUGUAUUAUACGAGGUUUUCAAUGGCCGGCAGCGAAUUGCAUACAAUUCGUUUUAAGCCUAGGAAACAAAAAAUUGAAAGUUGCCGAUUUUCUGUAAGAAUAACUAGGGAAGCACGUAAUAUUUUUUUAUAUAUUGAGUUUUGCGAAAAAACGCUUUUUUUUAAUUAAAUAAAAAAAAUUCUUACACACACGACGAGAUAAAAAAAACUAUGCGAUAUAGAGCAAAGUUUCCACGUUUUAUUUUACAUGGAAUUUUAAAAAAACUCGGUUUUUGAUUCUAGGUAAAAAAUCCUACGAGAUUUCUAAUCUGUAAAUUCUCCCCGAAAAGUAUUGUGCUGCCGCUAUUUUUUUUUUUUUUUUUUUUUUUUCAUUUUCAGUAAACUUUUUUUUGCGUUUCUCGAUGGUUCAAGGAAGGCCUGUCUAUGAAAUUUCGAUACAUAGCAUAGUUUCACAAGAAAAAAUUGAUCCAGUAUACCGAUUUUAGUGCGCCCCGAAGUAGCCAACCCUCUUGAGGUUCCCAACUGAAAGCGAUGCAUUUCACAGAAAUAGGCGAGUAAAAUUAUCCGUCGGAGGGGGGGGGGG